This is a messenger RNA of Daktulosphaira vitifoliae (grape phylloxera), 1411 nucleotides long. RefSeq lists its product as uncharacterized. Gene Ontology annotation, molecular function: inositol tetrakisphosphate kinase activity; inositol-1,4,5-trisphosphate 3-kinase activity. Gene Ontology annotation, biological process: inositol phosphate biosynthetic process. Gene Ontology annotation, cellular component: nucleus; cytoplasm. Bases 402 to 1235 code for a protein of 277 amino acids. The transcript has 6 exons. NCBI's taxonomy places the organism in Eukaryota, Metazoa, Arthropoda, Insecta, Hemiptera, Phylloxeridae. The record is from RefSeq and is a predicted model, not a curated record.
UUAAGCCUGAACAAUCAUAUACGUAAUAAACACCUAUCUAAGUACAAAAAAGCCGUGUUUACUUAUAAAUCCCUGAUACCCCAUAAACCUAAUAUCAACAGUCCUUGGUUACCUCUCACGUAUUACUAUAUCGUUUCUAAGGUUGAAAUCGUUAUCGUGAAGGCAACAAUAUUUAAAUGAUUUUCACUUCUUUAUCACUUAAUGAUACGCAUCAAUAAGUGUUUUAAUUAAAAUUAGAUAUUAAGUAUUUACUCUGACCAAUUCGUAUUGAAUAUACAAGUUAAGAUAUAUCAUAUUUAAAUCUAAUGUUUACAUACCAUUAUUUAACAAAAUUACAAACAAGGUUGUUAUCUGCGAAUACACCAUAUAAGAUUUAUAUUAAUUAGUAAUUUUUGAGUGUCAUGGACCAAUGGAUAGAUACAACAGAUAUCGUUCCAUAUAAUGACCAAGUUGGAGGUCAUAAAUUCACUGAGGAAAAACCAUUAUUAGGUUUAUUGAAACACAAAGAAGGUUACAUUCUCAAAUCUGUUGAAGGUGGCUCUAAAGGCAAAAAUGAAGUCAAGUUUUAUGAGGAGUUACAAAAAAAUGAACAUUUAGCAGAACUUAAAAAACUGGUUCCAUCAUAUUAUGGUACAGUCAUACUAAAAGUUAAAUCAAAUGAUAUGAAUUUCAUUAUUUUGGAAGAUAUUACUAGAAAUAUGAAAAAACCUUGUGUCAUGGAUGUUAAAAUUGGUGUGCAAACUUGGGAACCAGGAUGUUCAGAAAAAAAAAAAAGAGAUGAAAAUACCAAGUAUAGGAAAUGUAAAGAGAAAUGGAGUUUCUGCAUUCCAGGAUUUCAAGUUUAUGAUUUAGCAGAUUCAAAUUCAGAACAGCCUCAUAAAUUUGAUAAAGAGUUUGGAAAAAAAUUAAACCCAGAAGAAGUUGUUUCUGUUUUCAAGACAUUUUUAAAUUUCAAUAGUAAAUGUUCAAAUCUUUCAAAAUUAGUUCAUGGUUUUGCUCAUGAAUUAGAUCGAAUUCGGAAAUAUUUUGAAAAUCAAAGGCAUAACCACUUCUAUUCUAGUUCAGUACUAUUGGCAUAUGAUGCUGACUCAAUAAAAAAUGAUGAGAAUUAUAAUCCCGAAUUAAAAGUUUCACUUAUUGAUUUUGCGCAUGUUAUUCCAGCUAAUCAAACUGAUGUUAAUUAUUUGGAUGGUAUUUCAAAUUUAUGGCAACUUUUUCAAACACAAUUAUUAUAAAUCUAAUGUUAUAAUCUCAAAUAGUUUGGUGGUUAUGAAGCUUAUAUAUAGUAUAUCAAUGUUACAUUUGGUUUUAUUAUGUUUUUUUAAUUGUGAAAUUAUGUUAUAAGUUUUUUAUUUUUGUUAUUUAUUUAAAUUAUAGAAAUUUAAUAAAUUAAAGGAAAAUAUGAGCUAAU